Esox lucius (northern pike) is the source of this 1018-nucleotide messenger RNA. RefSeq names its product centrosomal protein 19 (gene cep19). Lineage: Eukaryota; Metazoa; Chordata; Actinopteri; Esociformes; Esocidae. Bases 217 to 696 code for a protein of 159 amino acids. The transcript has 2 exons. Gene Ontology annotation, biological process: microtubule anchoring at centrosome; trans-Golgi to periciliary membrane compartment transport. Gene Ontology annotation, cellular component: centriole; spindle pole; ciliary basal body. The record is from RefSeq and is a predicted model, not a curated record.
UUCCGUUGUCCUGAAAGAGCUCCAUGAAUCUUAGCUCAUUCUGAGAUGCGAAGCUGAAUCAGCGAUAUCGAUUUCUAACGAACCUGCAUUUCCUGCUAUAUUUUAUUAACAUUUAAAACGCGCGUUUGUAUGUCAUGUAACAUGUUUGGGAAAUAUGUUUCAUAUGUGUCGCUAUAAUUGAACAAUCUCACUCUAAAACGUUUGAAUACAGUAAAAAUGCAAUUUGUCGCUAAACGGUGCGGGGUGAAAUUCAGCCCACCAUCCGUCGUAUUGAUUUAUGAAAGUAAAGAUACCAAAACGAUACGUAAACGAAUCAUACCUGUGAGGAACUUUUCGAAAUGCUCAGACUGCUGCACAGCUGCUAACAGAAUGAAGUACCACGUUCGGCACAGGGAAUACCUGGAAGGUGUGACGUUGGCACAACUGGAGAGGCUUCAUAUCGUGUUGCAGGAUCACAUGCAGGGCCGCAGUCUAGAGCAUACUCUUGCCUCCCUCCGCUUGGACCCUGAGGAGGACCUCAACAAGCUGGAUGAUGAGGAUCUGGCCCGCAAGAAGGCCCAAAUGGAUGAACUCUUUGAGUGCAACAGAAGGCAGAAAGAUGACCCUGGUUUUGUCUAUGACCUGGAAGUGGAAUUUAAAGCAGAAGGCCGGGAACCCUGCAGCUGGGAUGAAGAGACGUCAGAUGAUGGGUUUUAAAAUAAUCCAGAGCAGGAGUGUUUCUGUUCAUCAGCAAAGCAACCAGACUGUUCAUUGAUUGUUGAUCAAUGGUCAUUAACUUGUAUAACAAUUUUCACUUUUCUCAAUGAAGCAAUCACCAACCGUAUCCAAUUGAAUAUAAACUAAAAACAACCGUAACAGAUGCUUUUGAAAUAUGGAAUUGUAAACGUUUAUUGAUAUGAAACACAGAUGUAAAAAAAAAAAAAAAUACAAAUACUUUGGCUCCUCGGCCUUCUGUUUCACCAGCAUUGCACUUCAAUAAGUGAUAUUCACAGUUGAAUAAAGAAAAAUUUAAGCUAAA